UCAAAGAAUAAAGUCAUGAUUGAUGUAUAAUUUGACAGUCAUGACAGUUUAGGUAAAUCAUAUUUCAGUAACGGUUAUCAAAAUCUCAUGUUUUACAAAUUUUUGUUAUGUAUACUAAUGUUCACAAAAGAAUGUUUUACAAACGAUGUAAAUUCCAACGUAUCAGCUGACAUGAUCAAGAUGGGAGAACAGAUGGAGUUGGGGACUUGGGUCCCUCGAGUUGUCAACGGCUAUCCAGCCAAGUUAGGAGAUGUUCCGUAUCAAAUAGCUAUAAAAUUUUUAGUGAAUCGUGCAAGAAACUUAUACAUGACCAUUUGUGGUGCUACGUUAGUUGCUCCCAAUAAAAUGAUAACAGCUGCUCACUGCUUUGAAGAACGGGGGAUAAGUAACUGUCAUAAGCUUUUCUAUCCAGGACAAGCCAGUUCUGGUUCACUGAAACACAGAUAUGCGGUUGCUGGAAACCUAUUGAACAUAGCAAAAUAUUCUGCGUCCGACAGUGACGGUCAAUGGCGAGCAUUGAACCGAGUGAUUUAUCCGAAAAACUAUGUGUUUCCAAAACAUGACAUAGCCGUUGCUUUUUCAAAAGCUCCCUUCACAUAUAAUGCUCACGUUGGUCCAAUACCAUAUGCUAAAAGGCAUACUGAUUAUAACGGUAAGUGUUUGGUCUCCGGCUAUGGAAGAACAGGACAAGCAGCAAAGGAUAUAACUAAAAUACUUCUAUUGGCGAAUUUGGACAUCAUGCGUAAUGAAAUGUGCAGUAAGGUGCAUAGCAGACGUAUGGAUCUAUUUGUAUGCACCUAUUCUUCGGUCACUGACAUCGGAAUGGGUGAUGAUGGUGGUCCUCUCAUAUGUAAAAAUACAGGUGAUCCGAAUGAAAGUACCAAAGGAGUGUUAGUUGGUGUCGUCAGCGGCCACGCUAGUGGAAAAGGAUCAUUCUUCACUAGAGUUUCUAAAUACUAUGGUUUUGUAAAUAAGGGUUCUAUAUCAGUUUUUGGCUUAUCACUCUACCUGGAUAUAUUUCUUACUAUAACAAUAGCGAAAAUAUACAAAACAUUUUUAUACUGACGAGUUUUAAUUUUA
Spodoptera frugiperda (fall armyworm) is the source of this 1080-nucleotide messenger RNA. RefSeq names its product chymotrypsin A-like. The transcript has 6 exons. Lineage: Eukaryota; Metazoa; Arthropoda; Insecta; Lepidoptera; Noctuidae. The record is from RefSeq and is a predicted model, not a curated record. Gene Ontology annotation, biological process: proteolysis. The coding region runs from base 88 to 1065 and encodes 325 amino acids. Gene Ontology annotation, molecular function: serine-type endopeptidase activity.